Pyricularia grisea is the source of this 3124-nucleotide messenger RNA. RefSeq lists its product as uncharacterized. NCBI's taxonomy places the organism in Eukaryota, Fungi, Ascomycota, Sordariomycetes, Magnaporthales, Pyriculariaceae. The record is from RefSeq and is a predicted model, not a curated record. Bases 1788 to 2792 code for a protein of 334 amino acids. The transcript is spliced from 6 exons.
CUUCCAAGCCUCUAUCGAUCUGGACUUGUUCAGCCCUUGUCUUGGCGGCUGUCUCUAAUUAUUUUUUGCUUCUUUCGCCCUUUCGGUAUUUUUCAUGUCAUUUGAGGUCGUCCCAACCCUGGGCUUGAUUGUGGCUUUCAUAGCCACCCCGCCUAUGAUAGAAUGUCUUUCUCCUUAGCUAUUUUGUCAACGGCAUACUGACGGACUUGUGGCCGAUCCGAUUGCAGAGAUGUGGCCACGCCAGCAACAAUCAGUCGACAGGUUAUUACUGAGCAAAACCGAUGCCUCGCUAAGUGGCGCCUCUAAACCUAGACUCACGAAAGCCAUGCCACAACCUUGAGUCACGGCAAUGGCGAUUCCACGUGAUAGGUAUUUUGCUACUGUAUCAACUAACUUACCUACCUAGGUACCUAAGUAUCAAAACAUCGUCAGACCUAGGUACGGCGACAGACGACAAAACAUCACAACCCACUUGACACGCAAAAGAGUUUAAGCAUACGAAUUGCCAAGAUGGGCCGUCUGAUGUUCUGUAAGCCGAUAAUUGUUAAAAUACCAAAUUUGGCCCCUGACUUGAUCCUUCAUUCUACAAAAAUCUACUUUCAAUCUCGUAUUAUUGGACCAUCUCAGGUGUGCAGGGGGGCAUAGGAUGGCGUCCGGUGUUGGGCGAGAGUGGUCGAAGCAGGCAGCCGGUUUGAAAACGUACUCCAUCAUCUUACCCACUGAAAAGGCUCCCCUCGACUAGAGUAACCAACGCUCAUCCGUGAGCUUUCAACGGGUGCACAAAGGGCCUUUCCUACACCAGCACGCAGGGGAAAUCAGGCCAACGGUCUUGACGGACACUUAGCGCGCUGAAAUUACAAGGCUGUCCGCAUGGCUCCUACGGGCUUUGACUAUUCGAUGCUUGCCAAAGAUUUGCACGUUAGUUGCCACCGGUUCCCUCAGGGUUAUCUUCUUGUGCAUAACUCACCUCCCAUACCUAUGGCGUCAAGCGCCACUCGAUCCGCGUUCACGCCAUGGCCCAAAGGACUCGAUCGUACUCAUUUACCCAAGUGGAUGGAGCUGGAGGGGGCUACGCCGGUGUGCGCCGCGGCGACAUCCUCCGCGCCUUUGUCACCCACUGUGACAUGGUUAUGUUGCGCUUGGCCCUUUUUUUCUCCUUCCACGCCUCACCUGGAGUUCACUACAGGGCGAAAGCCAUAGAUGGUAGAAAGGUCUUUCCGCUAAGACCGCUUGUGGAAAAGAAACCCGAACGCACGGUGAAGCCAUCGUUGGUUGAUCAUUUCGUUUUACACGCCCCUAUGCUCAUUUUGUUUGCUACCCGUUGUGUUUGGUACAAAAUCCUCAUGCAACCACCCGACUUCCCCCGCGCCAUAUUUUCCCCUCUUGCUCUGCUUCCUCUUUUGUUCCUUUGUCCAUAUACUUCAACUACAUGAUCAACUUUUCUUCUUCAUUCUAUCAACUGUUGUGUGACUCAAGUCUACCCAACGAGCGGAUUUAAACAUUGGUCUUCUAUAAUUAGACGACCAAGACAUACACACCGACAGAGGCAUACAGCUUUCUUCCGUGGCUGCGGAUCUUUCUGUUCUUUAUCUGGCCUGCUUUCUUUAGUGAUUUAUCUUUUUAGUACUCUAAUUUGAUACUGAGGGCAGAGUGAGGACUGCACCUAAAUCUAACUAGGGUUGAAGCAUCCCAUCACCCAGUAUCGCCUCUUCAGGCAUCUAUCACAAAAGAGUUCGAAAGCCUCAGCUUAGUGGACUAUAUUCUCUUCUUACUCACAAGUCGAUAAAAUGGGUGGCACAUUCUUUAUCAGCUGGGAGCUAUGGCAGCAGAUGACCUUUGUUUUGGCUUGCGCAAUUUGCGUCGUCAUCUUUGCUGGUCUCUGCAAGCUCACAUGGCAAAGUAGAUAUAUGAAGAAGCAGGAGGUGCUUGAUGAGGAGAAGCGUGCAAGGUUGCUUGAGAUGCGCAAGACGGGUUUACAAACUAAGCGUACUGGCGACAUUCCCUUUGGUGUUCGGGCCACACAAGCUGGUAUCGAGAUUGAAGGCAUCUGGGUAUCGAGGCCGUCGACCCCGAACCCCAACGCCAGCUCUACCGCCCUCAACAACCCUGCAUCCAUCGGCGUCACCCCCAACCCUCUCGCCAAGAACAAGUCACUCGACCCCAAGUCGGCAGCUGGCCCGGGCCGUAUCCGGAUGCCUUCGGGUUACAUCUCGCCGGCCGCCAGGUCGCCGACGUCCCCAGGCCACUUGGAUGGCCCUCCCGAUCUGAGCAGGAACAAGUCGACUCAUCAGCGAAGCGACAGCGGCCUCAAUAGCGAUGCCCUUCGCAUGUUGGAAGGCAAGCCACCCCACCAGCCCACCAACAACGCGACCUACGUGCCCAGGUCUUCGGCCCCGGAUACCCGUCAGCGUUCCAAGUCCCAGCCGCGCCAGCAGGGACGGUCACACUCUCGGCAGCGCGGUUCCGACUCUUCCAACGACGACGGUUACGGCGCUGAGACCCCUAGCCCGACUAGGGGCCAGUACAUGUACGCGGCAUCAGCGGGACCCUCGCGCAACGCAUCGGCCGUAAACCUCUCGUCUUACGCCGCCACCUCUUCAGGACACCCGACGAUCCCCAACUUCCCGCUCUCUUCACCGGAGCGGGAGCCCUGGAAUUCGGGCUACGCCGCUAGCGAAACUCAGCUGCCGCUGCUGUCAAACGCGGACGCCAUCUCGAUGCCCGAGCCAACAUUUGGUCCGGGUGAGGCCCACUACAGCAACAAGCCGCGACCUGGUCUACAGAAGAGGUAAUAAGGAAAGCGUAUAAAGUGUUAUUCUGUUGCAUGAAACAAAGAAACAAACAAAAAAACAACGCAUGGCAUUUGGACAAAAAGUGCACGGAUGGCGAUUCAUCUUUAGAUACACACCAGUAUUACAUCACGAUGUAUCUGGGCUUUCCUUUCUCUAUCUUCUCCUCUUUUUUUCUUCUUUUUGCUUUGCUCCUUUUCUUGCAUAUACCUCUCAAACGGUGGUUAUUGUUUAAGGGCGGUAAUGUGGGUUGAACCAAAACACGGAGCAUACUUUCUCUCUCUCUCUCUCUUUCUUUUUCAUCUUACCCCCUCAAACUAGACAUACAAACAAAG